Messenger RNA from Paramecium pentaurelia, 287 nucleotides. NCBI's taxonomy places the organism in Eukaryota, Ciliophora, Oligohymenophorea, Peniculida, Parameciidae. The record is from the annotation of a GenBank genome assembly.
AUGAAUAUUGAUGAAUUUGAAAACACUGGAACUUCAAAUGCCUAUUUUACUAGAGCCAAAUACAAUACUAUAACUAAAUAAUUGGAACCACCUAUUACAUAAUGGAAAAAGGUAUGUAUUUGUGAAUAACCUUAAAAUCCUGUAAAAAAUUAUAUUUUUAAUAUAAGGAUUUAUUGUAUAUUCAAUGUGAUUAAUGUAAUAAAUGGUUUCAUUUAUCAUGUAUGGGAUUAACAUAGGAAUAAGCUAAUUAAAUGGAAUAAUAUAGUUGUAAAAUAUGUAAAAAAUGA